Molecule: messenger RNA, 828 nt
Organism: Punctularia strigosozonata HHB-11173 SS5
Lineage: Eukaryota; Fungi; Basidiomycota; Agaricomycetes; Corticiales; Punctulariaceae
Exons: 5
Biological process (GO): regulation of transcription by RNA polymerase II
Molecular function (GO): RNA polymerase II cis-regulatory region sequence-specific DNA binding; DNA-binding transcription factor activity, RNA polymerase II-specific
Source: RefSeq, a predicted model, not a curated record
CCCCAGGGCGACGUCGGGAACUCGUACUACCCCGACAGCGGGCAUGAUCUCACCGGUGGCCUGCCCAUUAACCUCGACUCGCUGAGAGAUGGGCCACCGGGCAGCAAACCGUUCUAUCCCUACUCGACGCUCAUACGAUACGCGAUAAAGGGGUCCCCCACGGGCAAGUUGCUACUCGAGGAUAUAUACUACGCGAUAGAAUCGCGGUUCCCUUAUUUCCGAACGGCUCCUGCGGGGUGGAAGAAUUCCGUACGACACAAUCUCUCGCUGAACCCUUGCUUCGUGAAAGUGCCGCGGCCGCUCACGGACCGAGGGAAGGGUUCCUACUGGACCGUCGACGACAACGUCGACCCCCGCACGGGCGUGCACCGCGUGCGGCGAAAGAAGACGUCGGGGAAGAAGAAGCGGGGCGACGUCGACCCCGCGGAGGAGCACGAGCAAGACCGUGAUUUCCCCGAGGGCCCGGGGGAGUACGCGCAGCAUCCCCAGCCCGAGUUUGACGGUGGGGCGCACCCGCCUUCGUUCGAUCCCUCUUCGCUGGACCAGAACGAGGCGAACCGAUCGCAGCCGUUCCAGAUGCCCUACAACACGUUCGACCCGAGCUCGUUCAUGGUGCCGCAAGGGAUGCGGUUCCCGCCGCAGAUGCCGAUAGCGCUCCCGGACGAGUCGCUGGAGGUGGACGAACACGGGAACGUGAACUGGCAGCUCGCGUGGCGGAAGGAGCUGACGACGCUGAUGCGCGUGACGGAACAACAGGAGGGUUCGGGCGCGGAGCAGGAUUGGUACCGCAUGAUGCUGAUGCGGGUGCGAGGCGCGCUUAUGGCGCCU